UGAUGAUAACACACAUUCUCAGUCCGCGCCAUCACUCCGCGAGUCCUCAAGUAACUUCAUUGUCGGUCAACAUUUAUGUAUGCCAACUGCACUUUCUCCCGCACGCCUGCCAUUAAUCGCUCUUGAGACGUCUUGCAAAACACUUCUUCGUGCCCUCUGCUUGCUAGGCGGCUUAUGCAACGAGCGUGAGUACCCGGGCGCGCCGUGCUGUUGCGCUAGCCCUCGCCAUCGUAGGGCAAGGAGCGUGUCGAAGGCAAGGAAGGCAGUUCAGGGGCGUCGCGGAAUAAGGGGGUGACAAAGCGAGAUUACACCGCGAGGAAGAAGGCAGAUAAAGAUCAUGGUAGGAUGAGGAAGCCUGUCGAAGGAGUUCAAAGAGGAGGCAGCUAGAAAGUGACGGCGCGAUGGACCUAGGGGAUUCAGGGAUACUCUUGGCAGGCGAAGCAAGCGGAAAAGGAAAUGAAACUGAAAGCGAUAACAGGAACGAGCCUUUGAAACAUGAUUGAAUUGUGGCAGAGCAUGAUGCGGAACGAAGAACAUCAUAGGAGAUUUUCUAUGGCAGAAUGAGACAGCAGAUUGUUAAAAGAUGAGCAUGCACGAAAAAAGGCGAAGGAGUGCGCAAGAUGUAUUCAAGGAGUGCGAUGAGACGAGCAAUACACUGAGGCAAGAUAUAUGAGCGUGAUAGAAGGACGGAGCAAAGCGCGCUAAAUUUCCCUGACCAACAAGUAACUGAAUUUCGCGUACUGUCGACUACUGAUGUUAUUUCUGGCACAACGGGCGGUGAAGGGAGGUAACAGCAAGAUCGCCUGUAAACCUUCAUUUGACUCUGAAGUGAGGGCACGGGCGCCGGGCGACCAGGUGAAAGUUGGCAGGUGGCAAGUGCUGAGGAGAAUGCCCCGUCGACCUCGCCUCCCCAUCCUCGUUGCCUACUUGUGCCUAUUCACGUUGGUGUUUCUGCUGUACGUGUCUGCGCGAAGCCCUCAGCAGGAGGUCAGCGCGGGUAACGGGCCGAGCAAAGAAGCCCAGCCCGGAGAGGAGGGUUCUGCAGCGAAGGCGGCGACCGCGAGGGGCACCAAGAGGAAGGGGAGGAAUAAGGACCAGCCAGUUAAUCCACAUGAUUUUCACAUAAUAAUAAAUAACCCCAAAAUAUGCAACGGGGAUAAUGCGGUAUCGCUGUUAGUGCAGGUGAGCUCGGCGCCGGGGAACUUCCACAGGCGGCGUGCCAUCCGUGACACCUGGGGUGGGUCGAGCCCACUGGACGCGUCCGACGCCAGGCUGGUGUUCCUCCUAGGGAACCCGCGCGACAGUCGUAUCCAGACCCAGGUGGUGGAAGAGUCGCGGACGUACGGGGACAUCCUCCAGGAGGACUUCGUAGACUCCUACAUGAACCUGACGAUCAAGUCCGUGAUGGGCCUCAAGUGGGCUUCGAACCACUGCCCGCAGGCACGCUUCCUGAUGAAGACCGACGACGAUAUGUUCAUCAACAUCCCCUCGCUUCUCACGUACCUGCAGGAGGCGUCCGCGUCCACGUGGAUUACAGGGUGCAUCAAGCAGAAGAAGGCUUUUAUGCCUGUCAACGCAGAUCCCGGAGCCUCUCUACCCCCAGGCCAUCCCCCCUUCGUCGCCGGGGCAGGCUACGUGAUAUCAGGUGACCUGGUUGGGGCCCUGUACGCGGCAUCCCUGCGACGGCGGCCUAUCCCCGUGGAGGACGUGUACGUGACGGCGCACUUGGCCCGCGACGUCGGCGUCAGCGCCCCCGUUCACGACGCACGCUUCUCCUGCGGAGAGAUGGUCGUGGACGACUGCGACCUGGUGCAGGUGUUUACUGGGCACAGGAUCUCCCCCGAGCGAAUGUACCACAUCUGGGAGAAGCUCAACCCGAACGGUAUCACGAGCCCCUGCUUCGACUUCUGAGAGCCACGUGCUAAUGGAGGCCUCAGCCGUUCUCGCCGUCGUCAGCUGAAAUGACGCAUUGCAUCUAAUAUCUAACCAUGGGAAGUCUUCCAAAUUUUGCCUCAAAAUUCGCCACCACUGAUCAGCUUUUUUAAGCCAUAGAUUACCGUAUGCAGCUGAAUAUCUCUAGUCAUUUUCAAUGAACAGCUACUUUUACUAUAGAAAAUAUAGAUUAAUACUCAUACUUAAUAUCCAUGCCUGUUAAACGUAUCCAAUGCACGCACGCUCGCACACGCAUACACACACACACACACACACACACACACACACACACACACACACACACACACACACA
Messenger RNA from Penaeus chinensis, 2245 nucleotides. RefSeq names its product beta-1,3-galactosyltransferase 1-like. Gene Ontology annotation, cellular component: membrane. Bases 754 to 1911 code for a protein of 385 amino acids. Gene Ontology annotation, molecular function: hexosyltransferase activity. The record is from RefSeq and is a predicted model, not a curated record. The transcript has 8 exons. Lineage: Eukaryota; Metazoa; Arthropoda; Malacostraca; Decapoda; Penaeidae.